This is a messenger RNA of Fomitopsis serialis, 4104 nucleotides long. RefSeq lists its product as uncharacterized. Lineage: Eukaryota; Fungi; Basidiomycota; Agaricomycetes; Polyporales; Fomitopsidaceae. The transcript is spliced from 17 exons. The record is from RefSeq and is a predicted model, not a curated record. Bases 1 to 4104 code for a protein of 1367 amino acids.
AUGCCCUCGAUACGCUACAUUCACGGUCGUCGUCCCCACAUUGCCACUGGCAGUGUGGACUCCAGUUCAGACGACAGUCACUUCAUUGACUACGCCCACCCUGCCAGCCAACACUCAAAGGAUCUGCCUACCCUCUUCGACCAAGACAUCUGGCAAGGAGAUACGGAUACGGAUACGUAUACGCAAGUCGCUCCUUUCCCCUCCUCACCGCCCUCCUCUGCGAGCGGGGCCUCUGCGAGCGGUGCCACGCUCUCCUCCCCAGUGCUUGAACCGCGCUACAAGGACAUACAAGAUCAGCGCGACUCCGUUCGGUUGUGGGACCUCGCCGAUAAAAUCUUCGGUGAUUUGUUGGACUCAAUUGACUUCCCGCUCAUCUACGACCGUCACAUCCGCCGCCACCACAUAACAGAGCAAGACUGGCAAGAAACGAAGACGUACCUCGAACAACACACGUAUAUUGUACACUCCCUUUCGUUCUUUUACGAUCCGGUCAUGGCUACGCUCGACAUUUAUUCUCCCACGAGUUUGCACCAAAUUGUGAACGACUCGAUGGUGAACCGCUACACCGAAUCGGUCCAAGUCAAACAGCAUCAAGCUAUAUCGAUAGACGGGGCUCGAGGACUCAUAACCGACAACAUAGGGCAUACGCCCGACUCGGUGCUUUCGAUAUCCACCACUCGGCGCCUUCCAGACGGCGAUCUGAUCUACGUCGCGCGGGACACGGGUGUCACGGAGACAUCGUUCACCCAGAGUGUCGAUGACAUGGUGGGCCAGCGAUCGACCGAUCCCCUCCUAUUCACCGGCAUUAACAUCGACACCGAAGACUUCAUAGAGCCCGACGCUGAACAUGCGGCCCCCGACUCUGGCGGAUUCAUCAAGGGGGGCGGCGCGGCGAACGACGUCAUAUCCACCGGCUGGAAGCGCGGGGACCGAGUGCUCAUCAAGAGGGUAAAGGCACAGUGGUUUAUGUUCUUACCGGAGGAACGUGAGGACGUGGCGCGAUGUCUGAAAGAGUACCACAACGCGAGAGAUUGGGUAGUAUGGAAGUACGGCGUGCAUCAUUACGAAGCGGGUUCAGAGGCGUUCAUAGCCCACGAUCAUGCGCUACGCAGGUACCGAGAGGCCAUCAUCAGAAUUCGCGCAGUCGCGCACAACCAGCGAGUUCUAGCCAUCCUUAUGGAGGCAGAACAGACGCGGGACAAGAGCGUUUUGAAUGAGCUGAAAGAAUCCGACGUUGCGGACGACCUCACCUUCGAUGAUCCACCGAUUCCUGAUCCCAUCCCGUCGUUUAUUCGAGACAUCCAGGUCGGCGUGCGACAGAAAGCUCAAGAUGAUUGGAGCAGGCACACCUACCGCGUGGAGACCAACAAUGCGGCCACGCUCAACGACGCAGAGGAGCGUUCGCAGUAUCGGCGGGUCAUGGAGACCCUCAAGCGCGUGCUCGACGACGAUGUGGCUGACGGGGAUGAGCAAGCCCUCGCGGACUUCAGGAAGAGGCAGCGCUUCAACACGCCGUCGCCGCCGCCGCCUCCAAAGCCGCGGCAGCCUCCCCGAUUGAAAGUUGAAGACUUCCCGGAGGAGGAGUUGUCGAGCUCUGAGCCCAGCGGCAGUGGCAGCUCUGCGAAGAGCUCGUUUGAGCAGCCGCGUGGCAUGGCGGAUGCUAAUGAGUACGCCCUCGCAACUGGACAUCCGAGUCGUGUUGGAUUGAAUCACAGCCUCCACGCAGAACAGACAUGGGCUAGACUUGUUGGGCGUCUCAUGAAGUCGGUCUCAUGCUCUCUGGUAUCACUGCGUCUCAAGUUUGCUCUGCUCACCUCUAAACGCAAUAUGGCUGGUUCGAACGCUGUCAAUCAUUCCAUCAAUGCCAUUGAGCAGUGUUGUUUAGUCCAGCUGCUCAACAACACUCCCAACCUAAAUCAAGUUCUGAAGAACUUACUGGAUCGAUUACAAGACGUUGCAAAUGUUCCCACUUCGGUUCAGACAGUGGACACUGGAACAUCGGCAGUUGCAGAUCAACGCCAGACACGUUCAGAAACUCGACGUCUGCGGAAUCAAGUGUUGCCGGAAAACAAUGCAGACAACGAGGCUGUUCAACAAAUGUCCUCUCAGACCAGCGAUACCUUAGGCCAGGGCACGGUGGGGCCAACCAGGCAGACGCGGUCAUGCCAACGAAAGACACCGUAUGCGCGUGAAGAGGGAAAUCCUGCCGGGCGAUCUUCUCAGCGGCGUAACGUCCUGCGCAGGCGUUCCCGCUCGCCAUGCUGGCGUGGAGGGGUUCCUUUUUGUCUUCAGGGCGCCGCACCAUCUCUGGUAUGGGAAUCCGAUCAGCAAGCAGCACCGUCACAGUCUUCGAAGGCCACCGUUCACAAAUUCUUCACGAACCUCACAAGCAACUUGACGGAGCAAGCGAUUGUGGACUGUUGCGAGUCCAUGCAACACGGCAUUAGCAGUACAAACGCCAAUGUUCCUCGUUUCGCCGGUGACGAGUCAUUGAAAACACUUGCCAACGAUGCACUCUCGCAUUCAAAGACAAGGCAACCUCUGAUAUCGUCCUUGCGACGAGCUGAUCCGGACCUCACAAACACUGACAUUUGGCGCACCGAGCUGCAAACAACGACCAGGGUUGCCAAGAGAACAUUCCUAGAUUGGAUUUCUCAAGGCAGCAAGUUUGCCUUUGCGGCGGGAGGAGGCUCAGUGUACAUGCUCAUCCUGAUCGCCGUGCAGAACCUCAGAGUUCCUUUAGGAGCGGUGGAUGGCCAUUCAGCCCAGGAAAUAGGCAAUAUGCUGCGAUGGCCUGAUGACUCGCGAGCGGGACAUCUAGUGAAGGAGAUCAUCAUCCCUUCCAUAUCUAACUUGCACAGGCACUAUCCAACCAUGCUGGACGACCUUUUCCCUGUAUCCACCGUCAGAAUAGGAAGUCUUGAGGAGAAUGACGCAUAUUUUGAUGGUCUCAAAUCCAACACGUUCAGCCUUGUUCCGAGGCUGAAGAGCGUGUGGCAGUCGUAUGGCCAAGGCGUUUUGCGAGCUGCCUCUCCUAUUCAGCAACCAUCUCGACUGUCGCCACUAUCACAGUCCCUGAAUCCUCUAUCUCUAUCACCAUUGACCCCAGUAAUGACAUUGUCGCAGCUAUCGUCGCAGCUAUCGUCACCGCUAUCGUCGCAGCUAUCGUCACCGCUAUCAUCGCCGCACUGGUUGCCUCAUUCUUCGCCUCAGUCAACUUUCGAAGCGACGGCGCCGACGCCGCCUAUCCCUGUCAUCAUCACGUCUUAUGACCCUGAAAAGAAGAACAACCUACGAUACCCGGCUCCUCGUGACAAAGCCCAAAACAUUGCCUGGACAGAGACAGCUCGUUCAUGGGCUCGUAAAGCAAUCGUGCCCCUUCAGGAAACGUACAAGGAUGGGGAGAGAAUUAGCCAAGAUGCAUUUGUUCGUGUUCCCAUGAACCUCAUAUCGGAUGCUCUUAAUAUACGAGGGCGGGAUAAUGGAUUGAUCGCGAGUAUCUGCACUUCAAUGCCGGACGCCAUGAAGCGGAACUUGAUGGAUGGACUUGUCGCCUGCUUCGAUUCGGACCCAUUCAAGCCAAUCGACUCAAACUCUGCGAAUGGAGAGAGAACGUUCGAGGCGAUCCAUUUUUCGUGGUACAAUCGUCACUGUACAUCGAGUUCACUGCAGGGUCAUUCUGCGCCUGCGGACAUACCUCCUGCCUUGCUGAGCAGAGCGGGUUGUAUGCGUACGAAUCAUGGUCAAUUCGUACCGUACGUGUCUAAGGACAUGGAAGACCACCAGGCAAUUUACCAGUCCCUCAAGAAUAUAUUUGCAGACGUCUUCAGUUGGAUAGAUGAAAAGCUUCAAACAGUCUUACCGAUGGAAUAUGAACGCCUCGAAGCUACCGCCUCAAUUCUACCUGGUAAUAAUGUGUCAGUGGUUAAUCCGUUCGUAGGCCUAGUGGUCAACUUGAACGUGGUCACCCGAGCACACAGAGACAGUAAGGACGACAGUGUUUGCCUCGUCUUGCCCAUUGGAGAUUUUUCAGGUGACAGAGAGAUGUCGAAGUGGACGGCUGAUGAUCGCAAUGGCUGGGUUUCCAAUGAUCAUUUCAGAUAG